AAGAAAAGCUAUUUUUGAAUGAUAUAAAAAUAUAUAUUCAUAACUCAACUAUACAAUCACAUGUAUAAUUUUCUAAAUUUAAAUAGUAGAGUCAAUGUUGGUUGUUGGAAUAAUUUUUUCUUGGGUCUUGACAGAUAUAGUUUAAAAUAAUAUUAUAAAAAUGUACAGCCUUAAUCCUGCUUAUGGAUAUGUUAAACCGAAAGUCGAUUCUGGAAGAUUUCGACAUAAGGGCGCUCAGUUCUCUUUGGGCAAAGGACAACAGCCUCCUCUCUAUGGUACCUGGCCCAGAUUCCCUGAGCCCUGUAACACUCGUCAAAGGAGACACUAUGCCGUGAAACAAAAGGCUAAACCGAUAGAUACCGAGCCUUGGAGACCACCGAAGAUACAUUUGGAACACCUCAAGAAAAGAAAAGAAUUCCCCAAGCUAAGAAAUUCCUCUCAGUUAGCCAACAUGUAUUGAAUCAAUGCAAAUAAAAACCAUACUCAGAAAUAUUUCAUAUCAAGAUAUGUAUUAUAUAGAUUUACUUAAAUCAUUGAAACACUGAUUUUUU
Messenger RNA from Nezara viridula (southern green stink bug), 551 nucleotides. The record is from the annotation of a GenBank genome assembly. Lineage: Eukaryota; Metazoa; Arthropoda; Insecta; Hemiptera; Pentatomidae.